Sciurus carolinensis (gray squirrel) is the source of this 2022-nucleotide messenger RNA. RefSeq names its product keratin 9 (gene Krt9). Gene Ontology annotation, cellular component: keratin filament. The record is from RefSeq and is a predicted model, not a curated record. The transcript is spliced from 9 exons. The coding region runs from base 1 to 2022 and encodes 673 amino acids. Gene Ontology annotation, molecular function: structural molecule activity. NCBI's taxonomy places the organism in Eukaryota, Metazoa, Chordata, Mammalia, Rodentia, Sciuridae.
AUGAGUUGCAGACAGCUCUCUUCGUCCUUCUGGAGCCGAGGCAGCUGUGGGGGCGGCGGGGGCGGCGGGGGUAGCGGGGGCAGCAUGCGGUCCUCCUUCAGCCGCUACAGCUCCUCGGGGGCCGGUGGAGGAGGGGGCCGAUUCAGCUCUUCCAGUAGCUAUGGCGGGGGAAGCUCUGGGGCCUGUGGGAGGGGAGGUGGUGGUGGCUUUGGCUCCAGCUAUGGCGGAGCGUCUGGGGGCGGCUUUAGUGCAGGGAGUUCUGCCAGCAGCUUUGGAGGAGGGUCCAGAGGUUUUGGUGGUGGCGCUGGAGGAGGCUUCGGUGGUUCUGGGGGCUUUGGAGGAGGCUUCGGUGGCUAUGGUGGCUCUGGAGGGAGUGACGGUGGCAUUCUGACUACUGAUGAGAAGGCCACCAUGCAGAACCUCAAUUCCCGGCUGGCCUCCUAUUUGGAUAAGGUGCAGGCAUUAGAGGAUGCCAAUGCUGCCCUGGAAAAGAAAAUCCAGGAAUGGUAUGACAAGCAGGGACCCAGGAUCUUCCAAAAGGACUAUUCCCCUUACUAUGACACCAUCAAUGAUCUCAAGAACCAGAUUGUGCGACUGACAGUGGGCAACAACAAAAGUCUCCUGGACAUUGACAACACUCGCAUGACGCUGGAUGACUACAGGAUGAAGCUUGAGAUGGAGCAGACUGUGCGGCAAGGGGUGGAUGCUGACAUCAAUGGCCUGCAGAAGGUGCUGGAUGGUCUGAACAUGGAGAAAUCUGACCUGGAGAUACAGUACGACACUCUGCAGGAGGAGCUGACGGCCCUCAAGAAGAAUCAUCAGGAUGAGAUGUCCCAGCUGACUGGACAGAAUGACGGGGAUGUCCAUGUGGAAAUAAAUGUUGCUCCUGGCAUUGAUCUCACCCAAACCCUCAAUAACAUGCGCCAGGAAUACGAGCAGCUCAUUUCUAAGAACCGUAAGGAAGUUGAGCAACAAUACGAGACCCAGAUGAGCCACCUUGAGCAGGAGGUGACAAAUAGUAGCCAAGAGAUGGAGACCAACACGAAGGAGGUGAACCAGCUGCGGCACAGUGUCCAGGAGUUGGAGAUCGAACUGCAGGCUCAGCUCAGCACGAAAUCUGCCCUGGAGAAGUCCUUGGAAGACACUAAGAACCGCUACUGUGGCCAGCUGCAGCAGAUCCAGGAGCAAAUCAGUAACCUGGAGAACCAGCUUGCUGAGAUCCGGGCAGAGAUUGAGUGUCAGAAUCAGGAAUACAGCCAACUGCUCAGCAUCAAGAUGAGGCUGGAGCAGGAAAUUUCAACCUACCGCAGUCUCCUUGAAGGCGGCCAGGAAGACUUUGACUCUUCUGGAGCUGGACGAAUUGGCUUUGGAGGUGGUAGAGGAAGACAUAGAGGAAGUGGAUCCAGAGGAGGAAGUGGAGGCAGCUAUGGAGGAGGAAGUGGAGGCAGUUAUGGAGGAGGAAGUGGAGGCAGCUAUGGAGGAGGAAGUGGAGGCAGCUAUGGAGGAGGAGGAAGUGGAGGCAGCUAUGGAGGAGGAAGUGGAGGCAGCUAUGGAGGAGGAAGUGGAGGCAGCUAUGGAGGAGGAAGUGUAGGCAGCCAUGGUGGAGGGAGUAGUUCUGGAGGAGGAAGUGGAGGCAGCCAUGGUGGAGGAAGUAGUUCUGGAGGAGGAAGUGGAGGUGGCUAUGGUGGAGGAAGUGGGUCCAAGGGAGAAAGUGGGGGUAGUUACGGAGGAGGAAGUAGUUCUGGAGGAGGAAGUGGGGGUGGCUAUGGUGGAGGAAGUGGGUCCAGGGGAGAAAGUGGGGGUAGUUAUGGAGGAGGAAGUAGUUCUGGAGGAGGAAGUGGGGGUGGUUAUGGUGGAGGAAGCGGGUCCAGGGGAGGAAGUGGAGGUAGCUAUGGUGGAGGAAGUAGUUCUGGAGGAGGAAGUGGAUCCAGGGGAGGAAGUGGAAGACCAUCUCAGUCCCAGUCCUCCUCCUCCAAAUCUGGUGAAUGUGAUGAUGCACAAGACCACCAGAUGCGAUACUAG